This is a messenger RNA of Perca fluviatilis (European perch), 2719 nucleotides long. RefSeq names its product probable G-protein coupled receptor. Lineage: Eukaryota; Metazoa; Chordata; Actinopteri; Perciformes; Percidae. The record is from RefSeq and is a predicted model, not a curated record. The transcript has 2 exons. Gene Ontology annotation, biological process: G protein-coupled receptor signaling pathway. Gene Ontology annotation, cellular component: plasma membrane; endosome; signaling receptor complex. Gene Ontology annotation, molecular function: G protein-coupled receptor activity. The coding region runs from base 795 to 2075 and encodes 426 amino acids.
ACUCUCAAACUACUGUUUUUAAAUGGUUACUAUUACUUGAAAAAAAAUCGAAAUCAAUUAGAAAUACGAUUAACUCCAUUUGAAGAAGAGUGUGAAUUGACUGAGCAAAUCCAACCAAUCCUUCAGUGUGUGUGUGGCGUAUUCGCUGAAGCUCUGUAGAGGAGAAUAGAGGAACAUCUGUAAAGACAGGCAUAGUGGGCAGUGUGUGACAGUCACUGCCACAUACUGACUGAUGAAAGAGAGUGUGUGUGGGACAUAGUUAAUGUCAGCGGGUGGUGGUUUGAUAGAGUCAUCUUGUCUUGAAAGAUGUGAUUUGAACAAUCACCAAUUGCUGGCUCCUCCCCCCUCCCCCUCCUUUGGCUCAGCCAGCUGUGUUGUCUCAGUGGAUGCACAGCACAUCAACUCUCUGUCAGUGUCAGCUCUCCCUGGGGUCCUUUACCAAGUCUCAUAUGUCUUUGUUUUUUGGGGGAUACUCUACCAUUUUUGUUUACCACAGAUUUUGCAUUAGCUCCUAAUAGAUAUCUGUAAGGUGGACCAGCACUCUAAUACACCAGAAAACAACACCUGAGCAGAGUUUGAUUUAAAGGAUUCACAGAAGAGUCAUCACCAUAAUUUGGAAGUACUCAACUUUACAAAAGUCAGAGAAAACUUUUUGGAGGAGCUACAGCCAAUUUUCAAAAUGAGUGAAGACUAUUUCCUUUGAUGUCUGAAGGAUACUUCUGCCUCAUUACUGAACAAUGGGGAAGUCCGGAAUAAAGAUGUGUACUUUUACUUUGAAACCUUCACUAUGAAUCAUGGAGGAAAACAGUUCAUUUCUGUACCCUGAGUACAAUGUCAGCACCACUGUUUGGGCACCAAUGCCCUCAGCUCCCAGCAGACAACUGGGCACCCUUCCCAGCCCGCAGACACACUUCAAGGACCUGACAGGGAUAUUUUUCAUGGUGACCCUGAAUGUUCUGGCACUUCUAUCCAACACUGCUGUUCUGGUCGUUAUCAUAAAAGCUCCUCAUCUCAGGAAAUUUGCCUUUGUGUGCCACCUGUGUGGAGUGGACCUGCUGUGUGCCAUCUUGCUCAUGCCUCUUGGUAUUGUGUCCAACUCUCCAUACUUUGCUGGUGUGGUGUUCACUAUACUGGAGUGUCAAGUUUACAUCUUCCUCAAUGUAAUCCUCAUAGCUGCCUCUAUCUUCACCAUCACAGCCAUCAGUGUGGAACGUUACUACUAUAUCGUCCACCCCAUGCGCUAUGAGGUCAAGAUGACCCUGAGGCUGACUUCAGCCGUGAUAGUGAUGGUGUGGGUAGCCUCUGCAGUGCUUGCGUUGUCUACUGUGUUUGGGUGGCCGUCUUACAGCAGCUUGAGCUCCAUCAGUGCUGCACACUGCUCACUGCACUGGAGCCACAGUGACCACAGACGAGUCUUCUCUGUGUUCUUUAGUGUCACCUGUUUCUGCCUGCCUGCUGUUGUGAUUUUUGCUGUCUACUGUAAUGUGUACAAAGUGGCCCGUGUGGCUGCCCGCCAGCAUGGACCUCUGCCCUUGUGGACAAACAGUCAAGUGAAGCAUCGCUCUGACUCAAUAAACAGCCAGACUACCAUUAUCACAACCCGCAACACCCCACGUAGGAUUAUGCGUGACCGGCCUUUUGGUGGAGGUAAAGCCGCUCUCACUCUGGUGGUUAUUGUUGGCCAGUUUCUGAUCUGCUGGCUGCCUUACUUUGCCUUUCACCUCCAUCUGACGUUAGAUGCAACUCCCAAGAUUCCCGAUGACCUGAAGGAAACAGUUACUUGGCUGGCAUAUUCCUCCUUUGCUAUUAACCCAUUUUUUUAUGGGCUUCUUAACCGGCAGAUCCGGGAGGAACUUUGUAAGCUGAGGCGCUGCUACUCAGCACGGCCAGUGGAGCUGCCCGUCUCCAGCCAUGAGGGCUCAGGCCAUGAGAAUUUUCUGCAGUUCCUCCAUAGGACCAGCUGCACAGUAGAGACACGUGCAAGUUUUACCACAUCCAGUAUGAGAAGCACUCUGGAUCAAACUGGGCAGACUGGUUUCAGGAUACCGGGACAGAUCCCUGAAGAGUUCAGUUAGAUACAUAUACCUCACUGUUGUGUCGUAGCAUUGGUAGCCUGCUAGACUAUUACAGUUACAAGAUAAUGAGUGAUCCAGAGUACUUAAUGACUGCAAUAUGUCUGUAAACUGUAUUUGCAAACGGUGAAAGCUAACAUACAGUAUCAGGAAAUUGUUUAUGAAACUUGACAUAGCCUACUCUUAUCCUUUUAUCUAAAGAUUAUACCUAGAAACAAUACUGGAAUAGAAAGCUAAUAGACAUUGUUUCUUGAAUUAUUGUUUCUGUAUUUGUGGUCAAACUAGUAGCCAUAAAGUUAAUAAUCUCAUAAGGAACCCUUUGUUUUAACUACUUAAGCAAAGCUACUUUAUUUUUGUAUUAAAAAGUAAUGAGCACAAAUAUCGGAUUAUACUUGAAGUCAUAACAACAUAAUCAGUAUACAGAUCUUCAGGUAAAUACUAUAUCAGAAGUAAGGGAUUUAUAAUAAGGAUGAGAGUGGGCAGUCAUUAAUUUUUCACAAGUUUAAAAUGAGGCUUCAAUAUAGCAGCGGUAUUGUUUUGUAUAGGUAAUUCAGUGUUGUUGUGUUGUAUUUAUGUUGCAGGAAUUUUUGUGAACUUUAUUUAUUGUACUCAAAAAAGAGACCCAUUACUUUUCUUCAAAAAUGUAU